This is a messenger RNA of Oryza sativa Japonica Group (Japanese rice), 2121 nucleotides long. NCBI's taxonomy places the organism in Eukaryota, Viridiplantae, Streptophyta, Magnoliopsida, Poales, Poaceae. The record is from RefSeq and is a predicted model, not a curated record.
UUUCUCCCAACAACAACAACACGAGUACACACGACUCGAUCCUCUCCCCUUCGCUGUCCCUCCAACAACUAGCUUAGCUAGCUAGCUUGCUCAAACCCAGCGACGAUUAACAAAAACCACAACCAUUAUUAAUCCUCCUCCUCAUCCAUCCUCUUCAAUUCCUCUCCGUAUUAAUCGAAACCACAAGAGCGAGCUAGCUAGCGAUAUAUCCCCCUCUCUCUCUCGUCUCAAGAAGAUCGAUCUCCAAAAUCGAACAAAAGCAGUAUUCGAUCAGGUGUUCGUCGUCAGAAGAAGAAGAAGCGAGCGGAUUCUACUAGUGUACACUUCUCCCUGUCACAUUUUGGUAGCAUGUCAUAUAAUGCAAAAAGAAAUGGAGCAAUGAAUAGUGAGUUCAUCAAUGUUGCCAUGAACACAUGCUUCACAUGGACGCUAUGGUGCUCUCUACCACACCCCCAUCACGCAGAGGUUGAGCCGUACAGUAAUGGAGGUCGCCAUCGGGAUCGCUGCCGUCCAUGUCAACGCUCGGUUUUCCUUACCGAGAUCACGUCUCUCCUAAAAACAAAUCAAGAGGGGACAGUUCUUCUUUCACCUGUGUAUUUAAUUGCGUGGUUCAAGAUUUUGUAACAGAGGUUUUCCUCCUUUUUGUUUCACCGAUGGGAUCUUCUUCUUCCACCAGAUAGGUGAUCGCCUGUGAGGAGAUGUCGUCGGCGACGGACGGCGCGGCGUCGAGGCUCGGCGUCGCCGGGGCUCUGGGGAUGUCGGUCACGUCGUCGGUGGCUAUUGUCAUCUGCAAUAAGUACCUUAUCAGCACCCUGGGCUUCUUCUUCGCGACGACGCUGACGAGCUGGCACCUGAUGGUGACCUUCUGCACGCUGUACGUCGCGCAGCGGCUGCGGUUCUUCGAGGCGAAGCCGAUCGAUGCGCAGACCGUCAUCUCCUUCGGGCUGCUCAAUGGUAUCUCCAUUGGCCUCCUCAACCUUUGCCUUGGAUUCAACUCAGUUGGCUUCUACCAGAUGACCAAGCUGGCUAUCAUACCAUUCACCAUGCUCUUGGAAACCAUCUUUCUUAGCAAGAAGUUCAGCCGGAGCAUCAAGAUCUCCCUCAUGGUCUUGCUCCUUGGAGUCGGUAUCGCGUCGGUGACCGAUCUCCAGCUCAAUCUCCUCGGCUCGAUCAUCGCCGUGCUCACCAUCGCCGCGACGUGCGUCAGCCAGAUUCUGACGAACCAAAUCCAGAGGAGGCUGAAGGUGUCGUCGACGCAGCUGCUGUACCAGUCGUCGCCGUACCAGUCCGCCGUGCUGCUCGUCACCGGCCCGUUCGUCGACAAGCUCCUCACCAACCGCGACGUCUUCGCCUUCACCUACACCUUCCAAGUCGUGGCGUUCAUCGUGCUGUCCUGCUCGAUCGCGGUGUGCGUGAACUUCAGCACGUUCCUGGUGAUCGGGACGACGUCGCCGGUGACGUACCAGGUGCUGGGGCACCUCAAGACGUGCCUCAUCCUCUCCUUCGGCUACGUCCUCCUCAGGGACCCCUUCACCUUCCGCAACGUCGCCGGCAUCCUCGUCGCCAUCUUCGGGAUGGGCCUCUACUCCUUCUUCUCCGUCUCCGAGUCCCGCGACAAGAAGCUCGCCGACGGCCCCUCCCCUCCUCUCCCCAUCUCUUCCUCCCAGAUGGCGGAGAUGAAGGACUCGGAGCCGCUGCUGGGCGGCGGCGGCGGCGCGGCGGCGAAGAGCUCGCCGUGGAACGAGGUGAAGGGGUUGCAGAGCUUCGACGAGGUGCCGAGGACGGCGAAGAGCGCGUUCAGCCGGCCGUGACGACGACGACGACGAGGGCGGACGCGUGCGCGCGUGACAGCUAGGACUGUAGCUAGUGCAAUUUGGGCUGCGACAGCACAAGGAGAAUUUGGGGGGAAAGAACAUAUCAUAUGCGUCUCAUCUCACCGCAGUUCUUUCUGUUCUUUUUUUGUUGUAGAUGAUGACGUAAUGUGUUGGUUUGUUGAAAUUUUUAAUGGUUCUUGGGAAGCAUCGAGAGGUUCUGACAGAUAUGCUAACUCCGUUCACAAAUAUAAGCACUUCUAGAAAGGGUUAAGGUUAUUAUCAUGAAAAAAUCCAUUAUUUUCCUUGA